CAACGAUAGAGAAAGAAUGUUUAGCAAUGGUAUGGGCAGUCGACAAAUGGAGACCUUAUUUACUCGGCCGGCGGUUCCACAUCGAAACUGAUCAUAAGCCGCUACAAUUUUUGAAGACAGCGAGAGACCCACGGGGGAAGUUGUCACGGUGGAUGUUGCGUCUUCAGGAGUACGAUUUUACGAUCUCACACGUUCCUGGAAGUGAAAAUGUCUUGGCAGAUUUGUUAUCGAGACCAGAAGAUGAGUCUGAGUUGCCCGAGGUCGCUUACGGAGUGCAUGCAGUAGAACAAGACCCACUAAGACUUGCACGUAGGCAGAGGUUGGACGAUACGCUGAAUACAGUAAUACAGGUGAUCACCAACGGAAUAGAAGUGGAUCAAACUACGGCGAGUAAGGAGCUAACCACACUACUCAGACAGAGGGAUCGACUCAGAGUGAAUGCCUACGGGACUCUGACCUGGCGAGAGAACGACGGAAGCUGGCUGGCUGUCAUACCUCAAUCGUCGCGCCACGACAUGAUAGAAGAAUGUCACCAGCUAGCGCAUACAGGCGUGGCCAGAACGACCGAUCUCCUAAGACAAAGUAUGUACUGGCCAGGUAUGAGAGAAGACGUAGCAAGAUACGUACUUGGAUGUCCACGGUGCCAGCUGAUGAAAGGUGACCGGUAUAUACGACCACCACUUCAGUCGAUUCCAGUUACCGCGAUAGGUGACUUGUGGUCCGUAGAUGUCAUGGGUCCAUUUCCUCAGACAUCCAAUGGUAAUCAGUACCUCUUGGUGAUGACGGAACACGCGACACGAUGGGUAGACGCCGUAGCAAUCCCAGACCAACGUGCAAGAACCGUGACAGAUGCAGUA
Trichobilharzia regenti is the source of this 857-nucleotide messenger RNA. The record is from the annotation of a GenBank genome assembly. Lineage: Eukaryota; Metazoa; Platyhelminthes; Trematoda; Strigeidida; Schistosomatidae.